AUGUCAGAGAAUACUAGUGAAUUUGCCAUUGUGUAUGCCGCCCUCAUCCUUGCCGAUGAUGGUGUGGAGAUUACUGCUGAUAAGCUGCAAGCCUUGACUAAGGCAGCCGGCAUUGAAGUUGAGCCUGUCUGGGCUGGGUUGUUUGCUAAGGCUCUCGAAGGCAAGAAUGUGGCCGACUUGUUGUUUAAUAUCGGAUCUGCGAGUGCGGCUCCCACCUCGGCUGUUGCAAGCGGAGGUGAUGCGACAGAAACCGCGGCCGAAGACAAAAAGGAAGAGGAAAAGAAAGAUGAAAAGGACGAUGAAUCAGACGAAGAUAUGGGUUUCGGUCUCUUCGAUUAA
Molecule: messenger RNA, 339 nt
Organism: Paraglomus brasilianum
Lineage: Eukaryota; Fungi; Glomeromycota; Glomeromycetes; Paraglomerales; Paraglomeraceae
Source: the annotation of a GenBank genome assembly